Molecule: messenger RNA, 2487 nt
Organism: Debaryomyces fabryi
Lineage: Eukaryota; Fungi; Ascomycota; Pichiomycetes; Serinales; Debaryomycetaceae
Exons: 1
Coding region: 1-2487 (828 amino acids)
Biological process (GO): eisosome assembly
Source: RefSeq, a predicted model, not a curated record
AUGUCACAAUCAGUUUAUCAAGCCAAUGGGAAACCAUUAUCACAAACCGCCAUUUAUCAACAGAGGUUAAGGCAAGGCGUCUACCAGUCCCCUAGCAACGUAUCCGUCGGGGUGAACACCAAUGCUUCGGAUACAGCCGCGUUGUUGGCUGCAUCGUCAGAUUUGACCGUUAAACCAUCGUAUGAAAGGACAAUUGCACAGGACGCCCACACCGCAGCGCUCCUGGCGAAGAGGGAUGAGGCCAGUAUUUUGACCCGAGACAACGAGGCCAGGACAGCCACUAUGAAGAGUGUGGGUAGCGGAUACACUGGAGUCACGGGAGCAGUAAACGGAGGCUCCAUUUACAAGGUUGCGACCAAGAACUCGAGUGGUACUAUGACCUCGAGAUUGGACCCAGUCAAGGACUAUAGACACGGAUUGGGCUCCAAGAGUAGUGCUACUACUCUCAACAUUGGUAAAAUUAACCAGAUUGCCACGCAAAAAUCGACCAAGUCAUUGAACUCUAGAUUCAACCCAGACUUGGACUAUAGAUCGGGAUUAGCUGGCCACCACCGUCCGGCUGAAUUUUUGGACCAGGAAGAGGAAGAUUUGGCCGCCAGCGGUGCCACAGCUUCGUUGAAACACGGUGGUUCGACAUCGAACAGUGCUUCAUCGCAGGUUAGGUCAAAGUCCUUCAAGUCGACCGAUGUCGCUUAUGGCAACUUGUUGGCUGCUGCCAACGACAAGGCACAAGACCGUUUGAAAUCACUCAAUUCUUCUACUGGGAAGGAUUUCAAACAACAGGCCAGAGAAUACGCUGGUGCAUUAGCCAUUGCGCAAAAGAACAGUGAUGAAAGAAUGAAAAACAACAAGGCUGGUAUGGUUGACUUGGGAGGUGGUUUAACCAUGUCUCUUACUGACUUGGAUGCCAAGGCUGCAUUAGUGGUUGGCCCAGUUUUGUCUGAUAUUGAAAGCAAGGCUACGGCUCAAAGAGAAGCUGAUGAGCAAAGCAAAGCGAAGCACGCGAAAUUGGUUGGCCUUCACCAAAAGUCCAAACAGGAAGACCAGGCCCGUAAAGAAAGGGAAAGAAAGGAAAUCGAAAAGGAGAAGGGUACCAGAGUCACUGCCAAUGAAGAUAGAAAGAAGGGUGAAGAGAAUGAGUACAUUGAGUACCAAGCCAGCAGAAAUGAAGAAGUUGAAAAUAAGGUUGGUGAAUUAAAGGCCUUAGAAUUGAAAUACGCUGAAGAAAAGGAAAAGUUGUUGGGUGAAAAACAAGAAAACCAAGACCGCAUAGAUGCUGAAGAGAAGGAAUUGAAUGAUAGUCGCAGCAAGGAAUUAAAGGAAUUACAAGCUGAAAAGGAUGAGAUUUUGAAACCAACUUUAGACGAAUUGGAAGAAGAAAACACCAAAUUGGAAGCAAUUGUCAACUCCAAAAAUGAAAUUGCGGAAGAAGUUGAAAAGCUGAAGGCUUUGAAUGAGGAAUAUGACGCCAAAUUAGCUGAAUUGACCAAUAACUUAGAAAAAGUUAAAAUUGAAAUCGAGGAAUAUACCAUGGAGUUAGAAUUAUCUACUCAGAAACACGAGGAAACCUCAAAAGAAGUGGAUAACUUACGUCAAACUUCUAUUGAUGAAUUGAAACAAGCAGAAGAUUCCCACAAGGAAUUAGAUUCUAAGAUUAGCGAAUUGGACGCAACUAAGAGCAAGCAUUUAGAAGACAAAGUUUCCCAGAGAAAAGAAAUCGAAUCCCACCUUGAUCAAAGAGUCAAGUCUGAGCAUGAAAUCAAUAAGGAAUUACCAGAACAUUUACAAAAAGACAUUGAUGAAGAUAAAUUGAGGGAUACGGGUUCCUUAUUCGACGAACCUAAAUUCGAGGAUGACGAAGAAGAUGAAGCCGAGACUCCUCAACCAGCAAAGUCUAAGUCAGUAGGGGUCUCUGGAGUCAAGGAAAUUCCAUUAGUUGAUGACAAAGAAUUGGAAACUGGAGCUGUUGUUCCUAGCAAGUCUAAGUCAGAAGCUAAGUCUAAGGAUACAGAAAAGAAGAGUAAAUCUGCAGCUGGCACAACCGCUAAGGAAUCAAAGAAGACCGAGUCAAAGACCUCUAAUACAAAGUCACCAGCCAAGGCCAAACCUGCUUCUAACCAAGCUGCCAAUGAAUCACCAAAGAAAUUGAGUGGUUUUAAGAGAUUCACUAAGUACUUUUCUGGACAUGAAGAACAACCUGCAUCAGCCAAGAAAGCAGAACCAAAGUCAACCAAAAUAGAUGAUAAAACCAAACCUGCCACUAGUGCUGCAAAGUCUGCAACCAAAGACUCUAAAUCAUCCCCAGCUAAAGACACUUCGAAGAGCGCUUCGAAUACUUCUGCUAAGGAUGCUUCGGAAGACAAACCUAAAGUUGCUGAUAAAGUAGAUGACAAGUUGACUAAGAAGGAAUCUGAAGGAAGUGCCGAAGAUAUUGAUGAUCUUUCUUCUAGUAAGAAUCAAGGUGGAGUCUUCAAAGAAGAAAUCUAA